UUCUGCCCCGUCAUGUGGGCGUCUCUUGUGUUACCUCUCUCCCCUUGAUGGCCUCGUCCCUCCAUUCUCUUUCUCCCUUCUUUCUUGUCGUCUCUUCUCACGCUCCUUCUGUUCAUUCUCAACCUCACCUUCACUUGCCUCCAUCGGUAGCACCAGAUAGGUUUAGCCUCGCCUAACUUCUUAAUUGUUCAUUUUGUAACCUUCCUCUUCUGUUACUGUUUCGUUUUUCUUGUUUGUUUCUCUGUUUCUGCGCUUGGCGUUUUCCUUCUCUUGUCUUCCCCCCCUCAUGUAUGACUUCUCCUAUGACCGUUUCCCCCUUCCCUUUCGCGGCCUUGCUUCAUGUUCCUGAUGGGCACUCCAUUGCCUUAGAGCUUCGUUGUCUUCUUUCUCCAUUCCGCUUCCUUCAACCCUGUGCAUCUUUAUGUGUUAAUCUAUGAUCCACGAUCGACCCAUGAUUAAGUUUCGUUGAUUUUUCUGCUCGGUUGUCAUCUGGGUAAGCAUCUUUUCGGAGGUUUCAUGUUUAUUCAGCCGCCGGUUGAGAAAUUGAUCGGGAUUUACUUUUACAUUCGUGUAGAGGCAUUGGUUCUUGAAUUUUGGUUUACUCCCGAAUUGUAAAUUGUUUCUUUAGUCUGUCAUUUCCCCCCGUUGAGAAGAUUUUUCCUGUGAUUUAGUCAUUUGCUUGUUAGACUCUUGACGGGGCAAAGAAUAAGCUUUCCUCUUGCUUCAAGCAUCAGAUUGAGUGAAACGGCGAAUGAUUAUUGACUAUCCAGGAAAACGAGGCAAAGUGGCUCAGAAAUGAUAUUGAUAUGACUAUAACAAUGACCAGGACUAGUAAGAAAACAUUGCCUGUCUGGAGCACUGGAAGUAGCUUUAAGGCGAGCAAGAAGAAGAAAGCUAUGGAGAACAGGGGAGGUGGUUCCUCAGCUGAUGAACCUCAGGAUGCAGAUUAUGAUAUCCCGUCUCUGAGCGACGAGCUAGAGACCCUGAUCUUGGCCAGGCUUCCAAGAUCUGAGCAUUGGAAACUAUGCUUUCUGAACAAGAGGCUUCAAGCCCUUGUGAAGAGUGGUGAAAUCAUCAAAAUCAGGAGAGAAAUAGGGUUCAAAGAGCCCAGUGUGUUCAUGUUAGCAAGUGGAGAGACCAAUUGGUGGGUCUUCGAUGAACAUUUCGAAUCUUGCAGGAUGCUCCCCUUUACCCCAUCGGACUACAAUUUCACACACGGAGAUAAGGAGUCAUUCUUUGCAGGCUCCCACUUGUUUGUUUCAGGCAGGGAGUUCGAUGGAGCUGCUGUUUGGAAGUACGAGGUGGAAACAAACCAAUGGUUGAAGGCUCCCUCCAUGAUCAAUCCUAGGUGUCUGUUUGCAUCGGCCACCUCUGGUAACUAUGCUUUCGUCGCAGGUGGUCAAGACACCACAACUUAUUCUCAAGUCCUGGACUCUGCUGAGAAAUACAAUUCAAAGAGCAAGUCUUGGGAAUCUCUGCCUAGGAUGAAUCGGAAGAGAAAGUCCUGCUCGGGUUGUUACAUGGACAAAAAAUUCUAUGUAAUUGGGGGACAAGAUGAGCAACAAAACGUCCUGACUUGUGGGGAAUUCUUUGACGAGGAAACCAACACUUGGAACUCAAUUCCCGACAUGUUGAAAGACAUUCCUGUGUCGGUUUGCCGGUCCCCACCACUUGUUGCUGUCGCCAAUAAUCAGCUUUACGCGCUCGACGCCUCCUCCAACGAGCUCAAAACGUAUCUGAAGCGAACCAACUCAUGGAAGAAGUUAGGAACAGUUCCAGUGAUGGCAAGUGCUCAAGGAGGUUGGGGCGUGGCCUUCAAGUCUCUGGGGAAUGAGCUGCUCGUAAUCGGUGCGACUGCUAUGUGUUCUUCUGGGCGUGGCUUGACGAUCUACACUUGUUGCCCUGAUCCUUCCGCUGAGGAGCUCCAGUGGCGGCGAAUUGAAUCUGGCAACGCCAAGCUUAGUCCCUUCAUUCACAAUUGUGCUGUGAGGGUAGCUUGAGGUCUGAUUAUUAUUAAGGAAUAAGCAGAGUGGCUUUGGAAUCUCCCAAUAAGAUUUGCAGGACUUUCAGGACUUGUCUCCACGACUCGUUCGAUCUUUGUUGCUGAUGUGACUUGAUGCAUCUAUAUGCCGUCGGUUCGAUGUUAGGGAGCUUGUUGAUGUAAACUUUUUCGUUUAAUGUUUUGACUCUGCAGAUUUUCAGCUUCAAAUGCUGCUGGAUUUUAUUUUUCUUUUCUAUUUUGCUUCGGCUGGUCCUUUCUCUGGUGGAGAUUUCUCUCAGAAUUUCUCCACAGAAAAGCAUCGAGCCAGUUAUCAUAGUCACCACCCACCACUAAUGUGGCUUUCAGCCUUUCUGUGGGUUUGCCACCUAACCUAAUCAUUGUUCACUCCCACAAAUUAGGUUCGUUUUCUCCUGCGCAAAAUCUUAAAAAUCAAUUCAGAAUUUCGUUAUUGAA
Neltuma alba is the source of this 2455-nucleotide messenger RNA. RefSeq names its product F-box/kelch-repeat protein At3g27150-like. The transcript has 2 exons. NCBI's taxonomy places the organism in Eukaryota, Viridiplantae, Streptophyta, Magnoliopsida, Fabales, Fabaceae. Gene Ontology annotation, molecular function: protein binding. Gene Ontology annotation, cellular component: cytosol. The coding region runs from base 807 to 2000 and encodes 397 amino acids. The record is from RefSeq and is a predicted model, not a curated record.